AUGCCCUCGGCCAACAAUGCAAGCUCCGCGACAUCAACACCAAGUUCCUCGAAGAAGCUCCCUGUUCUUUUAGGAAUCAUUCCGCGAGACCUAAACCAGAGGGCUCUCACUGUGAACUCUCUCUCUCCGAAGUGCCAAUUCGAUCUCGCUAUUGUAGGUACAGAUCUCAAAGGCUGUAUUGUGCUGGCCAAGUUCCAAACCCUGCCGGGUAGUGUCCUUUGGUCGCCAGCGCUGGCAUCGCUCUGA
Nezara viridula (southern green stink bug) is the source of this 246-nucleotide messenger RNA. The record is from the annotation of a GenBank genome assembly. NCBI's taxonomy places the organism in Eukaryota, Metazoa, Arthropoda, Insecta, Hemiptera, Pentatomidae.